This is a messenger RNA of Nematostella vectensis (starlet sea anemone), 1927 nucleotides long. Its product is annotated as DUF21 domain-containing protein At2g14520. Bases 93 to 1439 code for a protein of 448 amino acids. Gene Ontology annotation, cellular component: intracellular membrane-bounded organelle. The transcript is spliced from 10 exons. Gene Ontology annotation, biological process: magnesium ion homeostasis. Lineage: Eukaryota; Metazoa; Cnidaria; Anthozoa; Actiniaria; Edwardsiidae. The record is from RefSeq and is a predicted model, not a curated record.
AUUCCAUUAUCAGUCCCUCUCGGAAUUGCAAGAACGCCUGACUGCUUGUGUGCAUUUCCUCGUCCCAAAACUUUGACCAUCCCAUCACAACAAUGAAUAUUUCGUGCAUUGUAGUGGGAAAAGAGGAGGUCAUUUGCAAUGGUACGCGUUACAUGGUACCCGAAGAGCCUAUCAACUACAAGGAUAGCUUGUUUUGGAUUUAUCUCGGGGUCUAUGUGUUCUUAGUUUUAUUUGCCGGGCUAAUGUCUGGUCUUACCAUGGGACUUCUCUCCCUGGACAUUCUUAGCUUAAAGGUACUUAUGAGAGGUGGUAAGAUCAAUGAGCGCAAGCACGCCAAGAAGAUCCUUCCGCUAGUGGAGCAACACCACCUGUUGCUAGUUACUCUCCUGCUUGCAAAUGCAGCUGCUGUUGAGGCAAUGCCAAUUUUCAUGGACCGGAUAUCUUCUCCUGUUAUUGCCAUCUGUGUAUCUGUUACUGCUGUGCUGUUCUUUGGAGAGGUUGUCCCCCAAGCAUUGUGUACAAGAUAUGGUCUUGCCAUUGGGGCUUGCAUGGCACCGUUUGUAAAAAUUCUCAUAAUCUUGCUGUUCAUUGUUGCUUGGCCGAUCUCCAAGCUUCUAGACUGUCUUCUUGGAAAUGAGCACUCAACAUUUUUCAGGAGAGCAGAGUUGAAAGAGCUGGUGGAUCUCCACAAAGAAGGCACUGAUGCAAACGAAGAGCCACUGAGAGAUGAUGAAGUACUGAUCAUCCAGGGUGCUUUGGAUAUGAGGAACAAGAGGAUCAGAGACCGUUACACACCACUUGACCGCACCUUCAUGCUUAGUGUGGAUGAUAAACUUGAUGAUAGCCUCAUGCUGAAGAUUAUUGCUAAGGGCCAUUCUCGCGUCCCUGUGUAUGAGGGAAGCAGAGAAAACAUUGUGGGCCUGAUUUUGGUCAAGUCCCUAAUUCGCCUGGAUCCUAAAGAUGCUACUCUAGUACGCGGCGUAUAUCGUCCCCGCGAUGGCUCUCUCUUGGCCUCACAUGUGGACGAGCCUUUGUUUGAGCUGCUGGAUAAAUUCCAAACUGGGAAAAGUCAUAUGUGUGUUGUCUAUGGCAAGGCAGUAGGGGAUGUUAUCGGGAAGCGCACCCUUGGUAUUAUCACCCUUGAGGACGUUCUAGAACAACUGAUCCAAGAAGACAUUUGGGAUGAGACAGAUGUGCGUCAGAUAAGACCGCAUGUACAGAACCAGAUCUCCAUUGCACGUGCACGCUACAAACGAAUGAAAUCUUCCGAAGAGCACGGACACCAGCAUGCUAGUCCAACUCGUCAUGUGACCAGUGAACCAAGGCCGAGUCGAGGAUCUUUGGAUAUUGGGCGCAUCAACUCUCCCCCAGAGGAUACAGCGGGCAACCAGCCCACCGAGGGGUCUGGUGGCGACAGACAGCCUCUGCUGUCGCCUUGAUCUCCAAAUAUGGUCAUUGAUUUUCUAUCAAGUAUAAUGAUUUUUUUUGUAGUUUAAUCAGUGACGCGAUCUUCGAGUGGUUUUCUGUAAAUCGUAUGGUCACGUGAUAUUCAUAGGGUCACGUGGUAUUCGUAGGGUCACGUUAUGUUUAGAGGGUCACUUGAUAUUCCUAAGCUCACGUGAUAUUCCUAGGCUCACGUGAUAUUCAUAGAGUCACCUGAUAUUCAUAGGCUCACGUAAUAUUAAAAGGGUCAAGUGAUAUUCAUAGGGUCACGUGAUAUUCAUAGGCUCAUGUGAUAUUCAUAGGCUCACGUUAUAUUCAUAGGGUCACGUGAUAUUCAUAGGGUAACGUGAUAUUAAAAGGGUCAAGUGAUAUUCAUAGGCUCACGUGAUAUUCAUAGGGCUCACGUGAUAUUCAUAGGCUCACAUGAUAUUCAUAGGCUCACGUUAUAUUCAUAGGGUCACAUGAUAAAUAGUAGGUUAACGCA